Molecule: messenger RNA, 902 nt
Organism: Peromyscus maniculatus bairdii (prairie deer mouse)
Lineage: Eukaryota; Metazoa; Chordata; Mammalia; Rodentia; Cricetidae
Source: RefSeq, a predicted model, not a curated record
AGGACGUGGCUAUAAAGCUUCGGAACUCGGGUCUGAUUGAAAGAUUCCCCGCACAGAGACUCGCCAGGGCUGCAGCCAGUGUUUCAACAGGAUGCUGAGUCAAGGAGGUGAUGAGCAACAGGAACAACAGUAUGAUCAGUAAAAUGGUUCUGAUUGGACUUGGGCAAAAUCCGGGGAGCAAAUCUGUUGGAAAGGCCAGUGGCCAUGCACUUCGAUUACCCAGCUCUGCCCGUGGCCCCUCUCUAGGCUUUCCAAUGAUCCAUGGCCAAGAUGCUCAGAUCUUUAUCUUUGUGUUUUUAUCUCUAGCAGGUGAGAAUGCAGUAGUCCUGAAGGCUGGAGAGAAAGGAGGCAAGAGAGGGCUUGUAUAGAGCAAGCUUGCUCAGGGUGAGCUUGAUCAGGGCAAACUUGCUCCAAGCAAGCAUGCUCAUGAAGAGCUUGCUCAGUCCGAUCUUGCUCAGGAAGCCACAGGAGUGGUAGAGGAGGGAGAAAAGGAAGAAGAAAUGGAAGGAGCACAUGCUGGCAAUGGUAGUUCUGGCCCCAUGGACAAGGGGAUCCAGGCAGAAGGUGGCCAUGGCAGCAGUGUUCAACAGCAACCUCAGCAAGAGGCGGCAAUGCCUGAGGGCACCAUGGGUCUCCAGGCUGGGGAUUUCCAGAGCCACACCAGAUUCACCCAGUCUCAGCUGCAGGACCUGGAGCAAUUUUUCGAAGAGAAUCACUUCCCCAGCUUUCAAGUAAGGAAGGCUCUUGCAAGAUCUCUGGGUGUGACAGAAGAAGAUGUGCAGGAAUGGUUUAGGACCAGGAGAGCCAUUUUGAGGAGAAGCAAUAGAAUGGUGGUGCUGAUUGAUGCACCACCUGUUCCCCAGAACAACGAUCCCUGAAGAUUUUGGAGCAGCGCAUGAGUG